Botrytis byssoidea is the source of this 888-nucleotide messenger RNA. RefSeq lists its product as uncharacterized. Gene Ontology annotation, molecular function: S-adenosylmethionine-dependent methyltransferase activity. The record is from RefSeq and is a predicted model, not a curated record. The transcript has 5 exons. NCBI's taxonomy places the organism in Eukaryota, Fungi, Ascomycota, Leotiomycetes, Helotiales, Sclerotiniaceae. Bases 1 to 888 code for a protein of 295 amino acids.
AUGUCAACCCUAGCUCCCGAAGCCCUAAACGGCUUUUCCAAUGCCUCGGACUAUGACAAACAUCGUCCAAGCUACCCACCUGAAGCAGUCUCUAAACUCCUAAAGAAUCUGGGAGUGGAAGAUGUGGAAGGAGCUAGAAUUGUAGAUGUAGGAGCUGGGACGGGAAAAUUUACUACUCUGUUGGCGGAGAGGAAGGAAGGGUUUGCAAUUAAGUGUGUGGAGCCGCAUGAUGAGAUGAAGGAGGUUUUGAGGGGGAAGUUUGGCAAGGGGAAUGAGGGGGCGUGGAAAGGGAGUGUGGAGAUUGUUGGGGGGAGUGCACAGAACAUGGAGAUUGAGGAGGGUUGGGCUGAUGCGGUUAUUGCUUCGCAGUCCUGGCAUUGGUUUGCUACAAAGGAGUCUCUGAAGGAGAUUCAUAGAGCUUUGAGACCUGGAGGAGUAUUUGGAAUGAUCUGGAACAUAGAAGAUUAUAACUCACCAAGAGACGGUCGAACAAUAACCACACAAUGGGAACAGGUUCUAAAAGACAUUGUUGAAAGCAGCGAAGAUGAGGUUCCACGUUUCCGUCACGGGAAAUGGAAACAAGUAUUUGAGGAUCAAUUAGAUUCCACGCCAUUGCAAACCUUGAAAGAUACUUUCACGCAGGAUUUACCGCAGUUCUCACUACCGCUUGGAGAAGAUCAUAUUGAGUGGACGGUUUGGUUGAGUGAUGAGGCUAUUUGGAAUAGGUUCGGGACUUUGAGUGCUAUAGCGGUGAUGGAGUCUGAAAAGAAAGAACAAGUGAAGCAGAAGGUUCUCGGAUCGUUAAAGGGAAUGGAUGCUGAGCGUAAUGAGAAUGGUGAGGUUGCGUUGCAUGGUAAGACUUAUUUCUUCUGGACCUCAAGGGUUUGA